This is a messenger RNA of Aspergillus pseudotamarii, 570 nucleotides long. RefSeq lists its product as uncharacterized. The transcript has a single exon. Bases 95 to 472 code for a protein of 125 amino acids. The record is from RefSeq and is a predicted model, not a curated record. NCBI's taxonomy places the organism in Eukaryota, Fungi, Ascomycota, Eurotiomycetes, Eurotiales, Aspergillaceae.
UAGCCGGAUUGCCUCGCACUACCAUUCCACAACACGGAUUCAACCCUGGUAGGCUUCCCUAAUCGCCUAUUCCGUAUUAUGAUCUAUGGGCUAAAUGUAUUCGUUCACAGAGUCAGAGGAAUCAACAUGCAGUCUUUGCUUUGCUACCCUUGAACCUGGCUCUAUGUUGCGCCAUUUACCUUGCCAGCAUAGCUUUCAUCAGCCAUGUAUAGACGAAUGGCUUUGCGAGCAUGAUGCGAGUUGUCCUCUCUGUCGCCGGACUUUCUAUCAUUUGAGAAGGCCCUAUAUCAUAGAACACCAGGUCCCGUCUAGGCCACAAACUCAACCUGAUAUGGACGCCGAUGUUCGCGAAGCACGACAGACAUUUAUGAAAUGGUGGAAAGAACUCUUUACAUUAAGCUGGGUCCACCAUGAAAGAACAUUUCCCGAGCGAAAGCAUCACCUUCGUCACCAGACACAGCAUCCGGAUUGAGAGAAUGCGUGGCGAUUUGAACCAGGAAUCCAGUAACCCACGUUAUAAUGGUAUCCCAUUAUCAAAGUUGGAAGGGAAGAUACGAAGAUGUGAUUCGA